This is a messenger RNA of Lynx canadensis (Canada lynx), 1904 nucleotides long. RefSeq names its product beta-1,4-galactosyltransferase 2 (gene B4GALT2). Gene Ontology annotation, biological process: carbohydrate metabolic process. NCBI's taxonomy places the organism in Eukaryota, Metazoa, Chordata, Mammalia, Carnivora, Felidae. The coding region runs from base 59 to 1168 and encodes 369 amino acids. The transcript has 6 exons. The record is from RefSeq and is a predicted model, not a curated record. Gene Ontology annotation, molecular function: glycosyltransferase activity.
GUGCAGGCCGGCAGCCGGAUGCCCGGGCCCAUCGGGCGGGCCGGCGGCCGCCUGCGGGAUGAGCAGACUGCUGGGGGGGACGCUGGAGCGCGUGUGCAAGGCUGUGCUCCUUCUCUGCCUGCUGCACUUUCUUGUGGCCGUCAUCCUCUACUUUGACGUCUACGCCCAGCAUCUGGCCUUCUUCAGCCGCUUCAGUGCUCGGGGCCCUGCCCGUGCCCUCCACCCAGCUGCCAGCAGCAGCACCAACUUCUCUCGGCCCAACGCCACUGCCCCCAGCUCGGGGCUCCCUGAGGCUCCCAGUGCCCGGCCGGGCCCCACGGCUCCCAUCCUGCCUCCCUGUCCUGACUCGCCGCCUGGUCUUGUGGGCCGACUGCUGAUUGAGUUCACCUCACCCAUGCCACUGGAGCGGGUGCAGAGGGAGAACCCAGGCGUGCUUCUGGGCGGCCGCUAUACGCCACCUGACUGCACGCCCGCCCAGACAGUGGCAGUCAUCAUCCCCUUUCGACACCGGGAGCACCACCUACGCUACUGGCUCCACUAUCUGCACCCCAUCCUGAGGCGACAGCGGCUGCGCUAUGGCGUCUACGUCAUCAACCAGCACGGUGAGGACACCUUCAAUCGGGCCAAGCUGCUCAACGUGGGCUUCCUAGAGGCGCUGAAAGAGGAUGCCACCUAUGACUGCUUCAUCUUCAGUGACGUGGACCUGGUCCCCAUGGAUGACCGAAACCUGUACCGCUGUGGUGACCAGCCCCGCCACUUUGCCAUUGCCAUGGACAAGUUUGGUUUCCGGCUGCCUUAUGCUGGGUACUUUGGAGGUGUGUCGGGCCUGAGUAAAGCCCAGUUUCUGAGAAUCAAUGGCUUCCCCAACGAGUACUGGGGCUGGGGUGGCGAGGAUGACGACAUCUUCAACCGGAUCUCCCUGACUGGGAUGAAGAUCUCGCGCCCAGACAUCCGCAUAGGCCGCUACCGCAUGAUCAAGCACGACCGGGACAAGCAUAACGAGCCCAACCCGCAGAGGUUUACCAAGAUUCAAAACACGAAGCUGACCAUGAAGCGGGAUGGCAUCGGGUCAGUGCGGUACCAGGUCUUGGAGGUGUCUCGGCAACCGCUCUUCACCAAUAUCACAGUGGACAUUGGGCGGCCCCCAUCAUGGCCCCCUCGGGGCUGAUACUAAUGGACAAAGGCUCCCAGUACCAAGGAUUGCCUGCCAGAGGACUGACCUAUAUAGCCUGGCUGGUGGUUGCUCUAUGGGGGAUCUCCCAGGACUGAGACUGUGGGCUCUGUUUCCGGAGGGUCUUCAAUAGGCCCCCCCUGCAGCUGCACCUGGAAGUUUCAGAACCUACUCUGGGGGACUUCCAACCUGGGCAAGCCCCUCAAGUGUGGCCCUCUCUGGGGUCAACCCUUCUUCCUGCCCCUUCCUCCCCAGCCCAGCCCUCCCUCACCGUCAGGGUCGGGCCAGCCCCUGCACUGCCUCACCGAGUGGCCUGGGCUAGGUCACUCCACCUCUCUGUGCCUCAGUUUCUCCCCCCUUGAGUCCCUCUAGGGCCUGGAAGAGUGGGAGGUAUGACUAGGGGGCAGUGUCGCUUCCAGGGGGAAUUCUCAGACCUGAGGAUCCCCCGUACUCCCAGGGGAGGGGAAACCUUUUUCAUUCAACAUUGUAGGGGCAAACUCUGGUGCGCCCCCUGCUGAGGAGCAGCCCCAGGAGGGGACCAGAGGGGGUGCUGUGUCGCUGCCCGGGAUCUUGGGGUUGGGCUUUGCAUGCGGGGCAGGCGGGGCUUAGAUCAGUCAGUCAGGUUCUUGCCUCCCUGUCUCGGAGAGAAGGCAGUAGCCCCAGGGCCGGCUCGUUGUUUGUACAUUGCACAGAAACUUGUGUGGGUGCUUUAGUAAAAAACGUGAAUGGAGCA